GAGGGAGAGAGCUGGAGAGAGAGUUGAAAAGAGAGAGUAUGAGAGAGAAUGUGACAGAGAGAGUGAAAGAGAGAGAGAUGAAGAAAGAGCUGAAGGGAGAAAGAUGAAGAGAGUGAGAGAUAGAGAGAGUGAGAGAGAAAGAGAGAGAGAGAAAGGGAGGGAAGGCAUCACACUGCCUGUCAACCAGCCCUAGCCUGAGUGUCACACCACCUCGACGAGACAAAACAAGCCACCAUCAGCCUUGCUUAUACUCACACACACAUAAAUACACACACACGCACACACACACGCACAGAAUGCGGGGAGGCACACACACGCGCAGACACACACACGCUCUCGCGCUCCUACAGCCUCACGCCCUCUAACACCCUUCCCUCUGCGCGUCUGUGUGCCGGCAGAGGCAAGAGGCAGAGCCUCACUUCCACCUGCCGACGACAGCCGGGCGGUGAGGCUGCGCUCCCGCUACCUCCGCUAACCGUACCAGCCCCUGCUCCUCGCUCGCCCAGCGCGCGUCUCCGGCGGCGGAGAGAGCGAGAGAGCGAGAGAGCGAGAAGCGGGAGGAGCCAGCCGGCAGCAGCAGCAGGAGGAGGAGGAGGAGGAGAAAGAGGAGAAAGAGAGGGGGGAUGCCACACUCGUGAGUGGAACAAAGACAGCGGAGAGAGCACACCGCAACAAGCCCUCCUGCUCCACCGCUUUCCAGAGAGCAGCCGGCACAUGGACUGAGAGAGAGAGAGAGAGCGAGAGAGAGAGGGGGACCGGAGCGGACCGGACUGAACUGGGGGCAGGAGAGCUCGGAGGGAGGCACGUCCCGUGGACAGCACAAGCGUUCGUCUGCUCGGGUUCCUGGGUUCAGUACUUGGACAGCUCCCUGGCUCCCCGGCGAGCCGUGCGUGUGUGUGCGCGUACGUGCGCGUGUGAGUUCGCGCACGCGUGCCAGCCGAACGAGCGGAAUCUCGGGGGCUGCGGACCCUUCUCGUCUCGCCCCCCCUUCACCCCCCCGCGACCCCCCCUGUCCGGCGGGGGCACCGGGAGCGCCAUGGCCGGCCUGCAGGAAGGGGAGAAGCAGCUGUUCGAAAAGUUCUGGAGGGGGACGUUUAAAGCCGUGGCCUCACCGAGACCGGGGAGCGUCAUCGUCGCCAGCAUCACGGCCAGGAGGAACGUGACCAACGCCGAGGCUCCGGCCUGCCAGCCGCUCAAAGCUGAUCAAAGCCAAGCCGAGCCGGCAGAGGUGACGCCGGUCACCGCGGAGAGGAGCAGACGCAUCAAAGCCAGGGAACGCAAACGUGGCAGCCGCCGGCGAAUGCGCAGCCUGUCUUUUGAUGAUGAUCCCACCCCUCGGCCCGCGCCCAAGGGCAAGAAGAAGAAGAAGAAAUCAGAGAGAAAACGGAGGAGGAAAAGGUCUCCCUCGCGCAGCCUCUCUCCGGUGAGAAAAAAGAAGAAGAAGAAGAGCUCUAAGAAAAGAAAACGAAACAGGUCAGCCUCCAAAAAGAGAAGGCACAGCUCUUCAAGCAAAAGAAAGGAGUACAGAAAGCACAAGAAAAGGUCACGGAGUCACGCGCACCGGAGACGACGCCGCCGGCGGUCGGAGUCGGAGAGUUCCGCUUGGCGACGCUCCAGCGUCGACAGCAGGCAUCUGCGCAGGUCUGUGGAGCGCGCUCAGUCGGAGGGUCCAGACAGCCGUCCCGGCCUCAGACAGAACGGCCACGCGUCCCAGGACCGGACGGGGUUCGAGUGGCGACCAGUUACCAAGUCGGCCUGUACGACUCCUCCAAACUUCCACUCGACACCUUCCAAUGGCAGCAUUGCGCAGUCAGAUUCUGGAGGGGACAUUUUUACCAAAAAGGGAUUCCCCCACGACAUUCUGUCCGGUCCGAACAGGGGACGACAGGACUACGACUCCGGGAACGACACGUCUUCUCCGCCGUCAACCAAAACGAACUUGUCGAGGUCGAAGGUCAACGAAGACAAAAAGAGCCCGUGCGUAGGGUUGCCCUCCCCAGAAAAACUGAGAUUCACAGACGGCGACAACGCCUCAGAUUCAGGGAAUUCGGUCACCAGUUACUCCUCUCUGUGUAAACCGCUGCCCUCGGAAAAGGGUUCGGCAAACCACGUAAAUGGGAUCAGACAAAGCAUGCCGGCGACUGCAAGCAAUGGCGUGGCGUUGGGGAGGCUGAAGUUCGGGGCCCCCACCGGCCGGGGCCCCGCCCCUCCCCGCGAUCGCUCCAGGACGUACUCGCGGAGCAGCAGUCGGAGCCGGAGCCGGAGUCGGAGUCGAAGCGGAUCCUCCCGGAGCUCCAGACGCUCCCCCGGUUCCUCUCGCAGCCGAUCGCUGUCCUCAAGGAGGUCAUACUCCCAUUCGCCCAGCUAUGCAGCCAAAUCGAGAAGCAGGAGGAGCUCGGCCAGUAGGAGUUCCCAAAGGAGCUCCAGUUAUUCAAGAUACACCCCCAGCAGGUCCAGAGAGCCAGAGAGAGGGCACAAGAAGUACGGCUCCUGCGAGAAGCAGACGAGACGGGGCAAAGAAAGACACAGACGCAGGUCCUACUCUCCCAUGAGGAAGAGGAGGAGAGAUUCACCCAGUCACCUGGAGGCCCGGAGAAUCACCAGCGCCAGAAAGAGGCCCAUCCCCUACUACCGGCCCAGCCCCUCCUCCAGCAGCCGAUCCACCAGCUACUCCUCCUGGUGCAGCCUCUUCACCCGCAGUCGAACCCGGAGCCGGAGCUUGCUGUCCUCCUACCGCAGCUACAGUCGCAGCUCCUGGAGCACGCUCAGCGGGCGUAGCCGGAGCCGGAGCCGGAGCUACGACUCGGUUGGCAGCUACGGUCGUUCAAGGCGCUAAGCGAACGAACCCGGGUCGAGAUCGCGGCGGCUCAAUACAAGACAAAGCCCCGGGGUCCUAUACGGAUUUUUUGGGGUGCGGAUACAGGAUACGAGCGGUUCUGCGACUGACGGCUGAACUAGAAGACGUCUACAAGGGUUUCUAGAACCUUGAGCUUCUCGUCAAUUUAUUAUUAUUUUUGUGCUCCUUAAUAGGACAGCGACGUCGAUGUCAGGCGAAUGACUGUAGAUGAAGAAACAGAAUGUAUAAGUGUGCAUUUUCCACCCCCCUUGUACCCUGUCCAAUACCACCACUCGGUGGGUGUAAUGCUGGUUUGUUCCUCUUCAGUGAUAUUGAAGGUCCUUGGAUAGACUUGUAUUCUCUUUUAGCUGUUCCAGCACCAUUAUGGCACAUUUUCCUCUGUAGUUUCUCAUUGUAAAAAAAAAAAAAAAAACCCAAUUCUCUGGGUUUUCCCAGAUGAUCGUUGAUAUUCGUACUAUUGAAGUAAUGCUGUUUCAGCACUGCUGCGUUAACGCUAAAAUAACAAAGGGAAUACGUACAUUUCUACAAGCGUUUCAGGUCCCCCAGGGCCCAUCUCUGCAAAAGUAUCUACUGACCACGCUCUCAUAGAUUAUCACUAAAGUCACAUGGUGGACGAUACAAAUGGAUAUAAUUCUUAAAUGUUCAGGCAUUGCUUGGUACAUCCAGACAAGUAGUUCCUCUGGAUUUAUGUUUAAAAGAAAACCAUUUCAGGUUCCAUUUGAUGUUAUUUCAUGGUUAGUUUCGCAGCUGCUUUAAGUACGUACCUUCUGUACUGUAGUUCAGAAACACUCCCAACUCAGAUGUAAGAUCUAUGGUGUUUAAAACAUUCACCACGGACUCACCUUUGGCAAAUUCUCGAGAGGAGGAAGCCAGCUCUGUGCCAGAAUGGAUCAAGCUUUCCAUCAACUUUUGAUUGGAUUUAUUCAUUUAUUUAUUUAUUCAAACUAGGGAUCUUAAAGAGUGUGUUCAUUGCAUGGCCAGUGGGCAGUCUGUAGUUGUUUUUUUAAUACAGUGUGACCUCCAUAUCUGAGGAAAUGAAGAUAGCGUUGGGUUGAUGUGUGACUCAUUUUCUAUGUUUUAAAAUUUUUCUUUAUAGCAUGGCAUGCUACAUAUUUUUUUACAUUCAUUUACAUUCAUUUGUCAAUGGGAGUGAGUCAAAUGGAAAACAUUAGCAUCACCGUAUACCCAACCACAAUCUGUGCUUAAUAGGAGAUUUCUCCUCUUUGUUGAGGAAUUCCAGUUCACUGCCAACAUUACAGUAUAAAACCCAGCUGUUCCGCUCUUCAGUCCAUUGUUGUAAGUGUUGUAAGAGGCGCGAUGUAAGAUAGCAUCUCCCGUAAAACAGAUCAGGGCAGCGUGGGCGUGCAGUGCACAAGAACAGAACCGGAUUAUUUAAACUGAGGAAGGGCAGACCGUAUGAUCUUCGAACAGAACCGGAUUAUUUAAAUUGGGGAAGGGCAGACCGUAUGAUCUUCGAGCUGACGCUAUGACCCAUAGACGGACAGCGAGUCUGCCCCAAACCUCAAACCUCAUUGGCCUAGAUCUGUGUCGCAAGGUCAGCUUUUUGUUGUUGCCGUGCCAACCGACAUACUUUCUGUUGCAUCUCGUCACCUUUCGAGGUGGACCAGCGUCUCAAGUGACCAAAGCAGCCAGAAGAAUGGUUUUGUCAGUCGGACGGUCAUUCAAACAUUGCAUUCAUCUUACACAAAAGUCUCAGAUCAGGAAACCGUUUCUAAAACACAGAGCUUUAUUUAUUAUUCGGUUCAAUGUGUAUAUUGUGUAACUGCAGUGUUUACGAUAUUUAUUUGUCUAUUUAUUUGGAUAACCAAGAGACUGCAAAGAGCUAUGGAAACAAAGCCCCGUGUUUUUCAUUCUGCACUUUCGUUUACAUACUGAUUAGUAGGACGCUCUUCUUAAAGUUGUAUCUAGUCAAAGCUGUUUAGUAUUUGAAAGGUCCAUUGAACGUGGCUCAAAUGGGCUGCCGUCUCUCUUUUUGGAAUUUAUGAAGGGAAAAUUAAGUUAUGAAUCAGCUAUUUAAUGCAUAUUUAUUCAUGUAUUUAUUUUUGUGUAUUAUGUUUUUUUAUAAAUGUAUUUAUUUUGAUGUAUGACGUGUUUAGCACAACAGGAAUGACUGCUGAUUCAGUGAUACAUAAAUUGUGACCAAGUUUACAUAGACUUCACACAAGGAGACCUUUUCCUAUGGUACACUUUCUCCUCCUUAUGUGUUAAUAGCAUGAAUAUAAUUAUGAUUCUGUUCCUCCAUUACUGUGAAUGUUUCAAAAUAGCAUCAGGGGAGACCUGUUCUAACAAAAUAGUAAAAAAAAAAAAAAAUAUAUAUAUAUAUAUCCAGGGCGGUAUUUAUAGAGGAAAUUUACUUAAGGUGGUACUACUUUUCAACCCACAUUUCACAAUUGAUUUCAUUUUAAGUUCUAGAAAAAAAUAGAAACCAUUUAAAUACAAUUUGCAAAUUUAACUUUGAAACACACCUUAAUUUCAUUUUUUGAUGAAUUGCCCCUUUACACUUGAUAUAGUUGUUAUUUUAAGGCAUUUCUUAGGCGCUUCACUCCAAAAUUUAAUGGAACACUACAUACAACUACAGAAAGUGAACAGGAUUUGGUACUGGUGGAAAGACGUUACAAUUUAAAACUGUAUAUUUUUCCCAAAUUGUAAAAGAAAAGAUGAUACUAUGUUAAAAGAUGUAAAAACAAAAUCUUACUUUUACCAAGAUGUGUUCUCUAUGCAUUGUAUAUAUUAGGACGACAGGUAAGACUUGUCCCUGGUAUUGAUUUACAGUUUGUCAAGUAAUUUAUUUAGAGAAUUAGAAAGAAUGGAGAAUAACUGCAAAGAAAGCUAUAUUUCAAAGUACAAGUGAUAUGCUUUUUCAAGCGAGUUACCUUUUGUUUGCUUUUUGGUAUACGGUAUAAAAAUGUUGGAAUAUGAAUAUGUAUAUUUAAUGUUGUGUAAAUAAGCAUCAGUGUAACAAAAUGGAGGGAGGGUAUUUAUUUAAUUCAAUUGUGUGUGGCACUAUGGGAAAAAUAUGAACAUGUCAUUUCUGGCAGAUUCUUUUUUUUUUUUGUAUGUAGAUAAUUCCCCAUUUCAGUGGCUCAGCAAAUGUGUGCUUUCUAAUGUCAUUAAAAGAAAGAGGGAAUAGCAAGAGAUUUUCUUAGAAAAAAUCAUAUGUUGGUUUAGAUAAGAUUGUGUAUCCAUAAGUCACAAGACAAAUUGACACUGACUGUAUUUAAAAAGCCAUUUUCACACCCAGUGUGGUGUCACCAGAAUAACAGUGGAGAAAAUUUACUUGGGUUAAAAAAAAUGUUCGCUGAUAGUUUGCUUGCGCCAGUCAAUGCUUUGACAGAAAGCUCCUUCAGUUAGGGCUCUGCACCUGUCAUGGGGUCUUGUUUCUUCAAUGUUCUACUCCACAACUUUCAAAAUGGCGAUCAAGUUACUGCUCAUUUGUAGGCUAAUAGUGUGACUGACUGAAUGAUCAUCAGAGGAUCAUUCUACUGGAUUCAAUUUCAGGAUAUAAACUAUAUAACUAAUAAUUACAUAUGGGAAAUCUAUGAUUAAGAGCACAAAUAAAAUGGCUGAGAGACUUUUACAGUAUGUGGGGGUUGUUAAAUUGAUGCCUUGAUGUAUAAUUUACGCUUUGCUGUUAGUUAUUCUAAUAUUUACGGAAGUGUGCAUUCCCGAGCCAAUGCCUCUGAAAGUCAGCAUUUCAAUCAGCCAGUCAUGCAUGUGCUGUGUAAAAGACCGCAAAUAAAUUAUUAUUAUCACUAUUUUUUUAUAUAACUACUCAUUCGACGAUUAGACAGUGACUUGAUCGCCAUCUUGAGGCCGGAGGGAUAAAUGCAGGUGUGGAUCAGCGCGUGACUCAAAGAGGUCACAGCAAGCGCAAUCAGAAAACGGCCUUCUGAUUACAUUUAAUAGUGUCAUUGGAACCUAUCAAAAUGUGUGUGAACAUAAAUAUUUGGGGAAAUACUGAUACCUUUCUUAAGUGUGUGAUUUUGAGCUGAAUUUAUACCUGUGUACAUAAUGUGCCCAUCAAUCUCUCUAAAUCUUAAUCGUAAUCCAUAUGGAAUCCCCUUAAAUUUAGUCUUCCUCUUGGAUCUUGUGAGCCUGUAAAAAUCCUGAAUAAAAGCUGUUUAGAAAAAUCUA
Molecule: messenger RNA, 7012 nt
Organism: Anguilla rostrata (American eel)
Lineage: Eukaryota; Metazoa; Chordata; Actinopteri; Anguilliformes; Anguillidae
Gene: srrm4
Product: serine/arginine repetitive matrix 4
Exons: 13
Coding region: 1037-2836 (599 amino acids)
Biological process (GO): regulation of RNA splicing; neuron maturation; mRNA processing
Cellular component (GO): nucleus
Molecular function (GO): mRNA binding
Source: RefSeq, a predicted model, not a curated record